UCAUUCUCGCUUGAUUCCCCCGGCGAUGGUCGCUUGCCACAUUUGCGAGAGCUUCCGGAUGCUCUACUGGAAGAAUGCGCGAGCUUCCGGGGCCUGCUUCCAUUUCUGAGAAUUCUGUUCCGCUUAUCAGCGAUGGAGCAGGGAAUGCGGGGAAGAACAGGCUACUGGCGGCAUUGAAAGCGUGUAGCCGAUCCAGGGAUUUGAAGGCCGGGAAGGCGCUCCAUUUGGAAGCGAUCCGAGAGAGGCACGACUCCGACACCUAUGUUCUAAACAGCCUGGUAAAUAUGUAUGCAAAGUGUGGAAGCAUGGGGGAUGCCAGGAGAGUUUUUGACAGGAUGAGCAGCGGUCGGCGAACGGUGGUGUCGUGGAAUUCCUUGCUUCUCGGCUAUGCCGAGAAUGGGGAGGAGGAGCUCUGCUUGGAGAUGAUAGCGGAGAUGGUGUCUCAAGGCUGGAGGCCGGAUGCUCUCACUUUCGUCGCUGCUAUCAAGGCUUGCACGAAGAUGGCGAUGAAAGAACUAGGCCGGGAGAGAAAGAUGGUUUUGCUGGAGAGAGGCAGGGAUUUUCACGCUGGAGCUGCCAAGUUUGGAUUCGACAGGGAUGCUUUUGUUUCGAGUAGCCUGGUGAAUUUCUACGCGAGGUGUGGGAGCAUGGAAGAUGCUCGCAAAGUUUUUGACGAGAGAGGUGGUGCUCGAGGAAACAAAAACGUCGUGUCGUGGAACUCUUUGCUCCUGGGGUACGUCGACAACGACGAACCGGAGAGUGCUCUCGAGCUCUUUUCUGUCAUGCAGCAGCAAGGCUUGGCGGAUUCUCUGAGCUUUGUGGCGGCUCUCAAGGCUUGCUCUUGCCUGGCGGUGAGAGAACAAGGCAGACAGGUUGACGGGAGGCUUGUGAAAGUCCGGGCCUUGGAAAGAGGCAAGUUUCUCCAUCUGCAAGCCAGGAAAAGUGGUUGCGAGCUCGAGAACUUUGUCUCAAACUCGCUGAUCGACAUGUAUGCCAAGUGCUGGAGCAUGGCCGAAGCGAGAGAAGUGUUUGAGAGGAUGCCGGAUCGCAGUGUUGUUUCGUGGAACGCGUUGCUGCUUGGAUAUGUCGAGAAUGGUGAAGGAGAUGUGGCUUUGGAGCUCUUUGCUUUGAUGCGGCCUCCGCGAGCCUGUCAGCCAAAUGGCCUCACGUACGUUGCGGCACUCAUGGCUUGUUCCACUCUUGCCAGAAGCUCUCCAAAAGAGAAUGGCGUGGUGCUGGAAAAAAUCACGGCUCUUCGUUCUCGAGCUGCAAAGGCCGGGUUUGCGGACGAUAACUUUGUAGCAAACACGCUGGUGGACGUUUACGCGAAGUGCGGGAGCUUGGCUGAUGCGAAGAUGGUGUUCGACAAGAUGCCGUGCCCGGAUGUUGUGUCCUGGAAUGCGAUGAUUCUCGGCUACGCGGAGAAUGGCAAGGAAAAUCUGGCCUUGGAGAUGUUUGGUUUGAUGCGCCGGGAGUGUCCAGCGAGCUCUCUCAGCUUUGUGGCUGCUCUCAAGGCCUGCACGAGUCUAGCUUUGAGAGAAAACCAAGAACAAGAGGAAGAAGGAAGAGCUUUCAGCGAGAGCAAAGCUUUCAAGGCGGAAGCUCUGGAGAAAGGAAAGGCACUCCACUUUGAUGCUGUGAUGUCGGGGCUCGAUUCCGAUGGUUAUGUCGCAAGCUCGCUGUUAAACAUGUAUUGCAAGUGUGGAAGCAUUGCCGAGGCUCGGAAGGUGUUCCACAGCAUCAGAGACCGCCGGAGUCUUGUUUCGUGGAACAUACUGCUGCUGGGACUCACGGACAAUGGUGAGGCUUCUGCGGCUCUGGAGCUUUUCUCUCGCAUGCUCCACGAUGUGAGAAGUGAGGAGGACGAGCGUGUGAGAGAUCGUUUCCUGAAGAAAGGGAGGAACAUCCAUUUCCAAGUAUUGGAGGCUGGUUAUGACUCGGAUAUAUGUCUGGCUAACACGCUUGUGGACUUCUAUGCCAAGUGUGGAAGCCUGGAGGAGGCGAGAAAGGUAUUCGAUACUCUUGCCUGCCGCAGCUUGGUUUCAUGGACCUCGCUAAUACUGGGAUAUGUCGAUGCAGGUCGAGGAGACGAGGCCUUGGAACUUUUCGCCAGGAUGCAAACCGAAGGCUGCGAAGGUGAUGCCUUGACGCUUGUUGCGGCGCUCAAAGCUUGUGCUAUCCAACGAAAACUCUCGACUGGGAAGGCUCUACACUCCCACGCUGCGAAGCACGAGUAUGAUUCCAAGGACGUUUACGUUGCGAGCGCUCUGAUCAGCAUGUACUCCAACUGCGGCAGCAUGGCGGACGCUCAACGAGUCUUCGACAAAGCAGCUCGCAGGGAUGCCGUGGUGUGGAACUCUUUGCUGCUGGGAUACGCAGAGAAUGGAGAUCCAGAGUCAGCACUGGCUUUGUUCACGAGCAUGCAAGAGCUGCAGAUAUCACCAAACGCUCAGACUUAUGGAGCGGCAAUCAAGGCCUGUUCUAGACUGGAAAGCUUGCGAGGUGUCCAUGCUUCGAUUUGCAGAAGUGGUCUGGAAGACAACGUGCACCUUGCAACCGGUUUAGUCGAUGCUUAUGGGAAAUCAGGAAGCUUGGUUAGCUGUCGACUGUUCUUCGAGACACUCGGAAGUUCUUCCCGGGAUCUGGUAACUUGGAACUCAGUUAUAGCAGGACACAGCCGCUUGGGAGAAGCAGCCGCGGUGGAAGAUCUGUUUCAUAUGAUGCUCGAGCAGGAUGGUCUCCGGGCCGACGGUGUAACUUUCGUGAGUUUGCUCAGCGCUUGCAACCAUGCCGGCCUGGUUGCCAAAGGCAAGAGUUACUUUAAGGCGAUGAGCUCCAAGUAUGGAGUUACUCCAGUGGCGAUGGUGGAAGCGAUGGCUUACGAGCCGGAUGCCGUGACUUGGAUGACACUCUUGAGUGCGUGCAGCAAGUGGAGGAAUUUAGAGGAAUCUACGAGACGUCGACGAACAAAGAAGUGUGAGAUCAUAGGCCGAGGUAUCAAAAGAACUGAUUUCGAUGAUCCCCGUGCAAGUGGGAGAGAUUUAAAGUUCUCUGGUGUGGAUUUAUCAUCGGCUAAGCCAGGAACAAAACCCAGGCACACGCAAGAGCCAACGUAUCACACCCAUCGCUACAGUCCAUUCAAGAAAUGUGCCAAAGACGUAUACGAUAUGAUAGCUACAAAAAUUUAACACUACGAAUCAUGGAAAUGCGAAUAUCUCUG
This is a messenger RNA of Selaginella moellendorffii, 3220 nucleotides long. RefSeq names its product pentatricopeptide repeat-containing protein At4g39530-like. The transcript has 6 exons. The record is from RefSeq and is a predicted model, not a curated record. Gene Ontology annotation, molecular function: protein binding; RNA binding. Gene Ontology annotation, biological process: RNA modification. Lineage: Eukaryota; Viridiplantae; Streptophyta; Lycopodiopsida; Selaginellales; Selaginellaceae. Bases 75 to 3188 code for a protein of 1037 amino acids.